GAAGUCAAGCCUGAUCGGACUCGCGGCCGUGAACCUUUGCUCGAGCUUGCAAGCUAUAUGAUGAAAGCAUGCGCCAUGAUGUCAACAUAGACGUUUGCUACUGUAUUUGCUGGAGAUCAGGCGGUAUUCACGUCGUGCUAGUCGAUUUGACGCACGUGAACACAGCGACGCGUAUGGAUCCUGCAGCAGGCUUCCCCAUUCCGAUCAUCGAGUACACUCUGUCCAAGCCAGGGCAAGCCAUCAAGUUUCUGCUGGAGCAACAACAACGCAACAUGCCACUGUGGGAUGAACCAAUGUCCAGUGACCCGAUCUCAGGGAGCGGCAGCCGAGGCAGUACAGCCUCCAGCCUGGUUGUGUCAUUGAGCGAAGGGGAGCAGCAGUUGAUGAAUGUGACGAAUCUUCACGGCAACACCACUUUUGCGGGGCAGCUUGCUCUCAAGGGCGAUAACACUCGCGUCGUUGUCAAAUUUUCGGACGGCAAGUACUACGGUCAGAUGGAGCAGCUUGUUCGGGAGGGCAUGGCACUGGCUCUUCUCGGUCGCGCUGGUGCGAGCGAGCACAAUCUCCCCGUGCUGCUGAGCUUCUGUGAAGCCACUCUCAAUGACACCAAGGGCUUUGCGCUGGUGACUCAUUGCCUGUCAGGCACGACCCUCGAGUGGUGGGCUCACCAAGCACACGCUGAAGGUAUCUGCGCAAAGUUGCGCGAGACCCUGCAGUGGGUGCAUUCGCAAGGCAUUGUUCACGGUGACAUCCACAGAGGGAAUGUGCUGGUAACGAUCAUGCCUCCGUCGCCUCCACGAACCGACCAAUCUCAAUAUCAGCAACAAGUCUCCGUCUCCGUCGCGUUGAUCGACUUUGGUCUGUGCUGCUUCCGCCCAGAGAUUGCGACCCCACAGGUCGUCAAAGUGGCGCUCGAAGCUGCACCCGUCACAGCUCCCGUCCUCGCUGAGCUCAAGUCGACGUGGCUUGGACGUGUCGCCGGUAACUCGUGGGACAUCUGGCCUGGGCACUUUUACGCCAUUGCGAGGUCGAAGCACUGUUGCACGCCGCGGGCCGACUUUCUCAGUCUGAGUCUACUCAUGGUGGCUGGGUGCACUGGCGGCUCGUUGCAGCUCCAAUUCCAGCUGUACUGGCCAGAGGAUGUCGAAAGGUCCGAGAGCGAGCGGAUGAAACGCGCGCUGCUUCGUGAUCGGACUGGAAGUCUCGCUCGGUUGAUGAAAUCGCGUGGAGGCGUUCUGCGUGAAGUUUGCACCACUCUUGAUUCCGCCGAGGCGCCCGAGGCAAUGGUUUAGUCAUGUCCACCCCUUUCCUUCCACCCAUCUUUACUCCUUUCAUACAGUCAGGUUGGGCACGCGUCGCCUCAACUGUUGAACUUGUCAACGCGUUGACUUUGCUCCUGCCGUGCAACCAUUGCCCCGCCUGUUCAAAUAAUAAACAAACAUGUCGCAUGCA
Capsaspora owczarzaki ATCC 30864 is the source of this 1452-nucleotide messenger RNA. RefSeq lists its product as hypothetical. The record is from RefSeq and is a predicted model, not a curated record. Lineage: Eukaryota; Filasterea; Ministeriida; Capsasporidae. Gene Ontology annotation, biological process: protein phosphorylation. Gene Ontology annotation, molecular function: protein kinase activity; ATP binding. The transcript is spliced from 2 exons. The coding region runs from base 69 to 1292 and encodes 407 amino acids.